UACAAGAGAAGGAAAGCUAUAGAAAGGAAGACGAGAAAAAAAAAAAAUCCCAUUUUUCUUCCGUUGUCUGUCAAAAUAAUUUCAUUCCAGUCGCAGAACCAGACAAUCGAACAGCUUGGAUCGGUUUUAGAUUGUCUUCUUCUCCAAUCCGAGCCCGGAAUCGCUUGAUUCUGUGAGAAAGGAAUAGAUACUCUAAAAUCUUAUUCUUCAAUCCGCAGAUGCCGUUAGAAUUUCGUGGCGCUCAGGAAUUAUCGUCAAUUAUAAUUUGCUUAAGAAUUGGAAUCAGUUGAUUGAUCUAUCUAUACAUUGUGGAGACUUCUGUUUGAAGAAAACUUCCAUUGAAUAAAUACAUUUCAAACUCCCACUUCCUCGUCAAACUCGGGCACUGUGUCUUGCAACAGUGCCCAUGGAUGCCACGACGAGCGGAACCCCAUCUGUUGAUUUCCACAACAUAGUCGACCAGCCCCUCACCCUUGUCUCCCCAUUGCAAACGUUCCAACGCCAACAGCGGCAUUGCUUUGGGGAUUCCACCCCAGGAGAAUUCCCAUUGGCAACCAACCCCUCUGUUGUUCUCCAUGUCCUCACAGGCUGCAAUUUGGACCCGCAAGACCUUGCAAAGCUUGAGGCAACAUGUUCUUUCUUCAGGCAUCCUGCGAACUUUCCCCCUGAUUUCGAGCUCUCCAUAUCGGAGCUUGCUGCACUGGACAUGUGCCAGAAGAGGGCCAUCUUUAAGCCAAUGACAGAAGAAGAGCGGGCUGCCCUGAAGCAACAGUGUGGGGGAUCGUGGAAGCUGGUCCUGAGGUUUUUGCUGGCAGGGGAAGCAUGCUGCAGGAGAGAGAAGUCACAGGCAAUAGCAGGGCCUGGUCACAGCAUAGCUGUGACAUCAAACGGGAUGGUAUAUUCGUUUGGGUCUAACAGCUCAGGGCAGCUGGGCCAUGGUACUGUGGAAGAGGAGUGGCGGCCACGCCAAAUCAGAUCAUUGCAAGGGAUUCGUAUUAUACAAGCAGCAGCGGGGGCUGGUCGGACAAUGCUGAUCAGUGAGGCUGGACAGGUGUAUGCAUUUGGGAAAGAUUCCUUUGGAGAAACUGAGUAUGGCGUUCAAGGCACUAAAUAUGUUAUGACUCCACAGCCAGUUGAAUCCUUGAAGGGCAUAUUCGUGGUGCAAGCUGCAAUUGGGAAUUUCUUCACGGCCGUCCUCUCUAGGGAAGGCAGAGUUUAUACUUUUUCUUGGGGCAGUGAUGCGAAGCUGGGCCAUCAAACUGAGCCGAAUGAUCAGGAGCCUCAUCUCCUCUUGGGACCCCUAGCUAACAUACCAGUGGUGCAAAUCGCAGCUGGCUAUUGCUACCUUCUUGCACUAGCAUGCCAACCUAGUGGCAUGUCUGUGUACUCCGUGGGCUGCGGUUUGGGAGGAAAGCUUGGCCAUGGAUCCAGAACUGACGAGAGGUACCCUCGUUUGAUUGAACAGUUUCAGGCCUUAAACCUUCAGCCUGCAGUUGUUGCAGCAGGCGCUUGGCAUGCCGCUGUCGUGGGACGUGACGGACGUGUAUGCACUUGGGGUUGGGGGCGAUAUGGCUGCUUGGGGCAUGGGAAUGAAGAGUGUGAGUCAGUUCCAAAGGUUGUGGAAGCUUUGAGCAAGAUCAAGGCCGUUCAUGUCGCCACAGGUGAUUACACAACUUUUGUGGUUUCCGAAGAUGGUGAUGUGUACUCCUUUGGAUGUGGAGAAUCGUCGAGCCUCGGACACUCUACUGGGACUGAUGGCCAGGCAAAUAGGCACUCAAAUGUGUUGAGCCCAGAGCUAGUCACUUCAUUGAAGGAGGUGAAGGAGAGGGUUGUGCAGAUCAGCCUCACUAAUUCAAUAUAUUGGAAUGCGCACACAUUCGCCCUCACUGAAUCGGGGAAGUUGUAUGCUUUUGGGGCUGGAGACAAAGGACAGUUGGGCAUCGAGCUCAUGGCUCACCAGAGUGAGAGAGGCAUCCCAGAGCGGGUUGACAUUGAUCUCAGUUAGUUCUUGAUUCUCUCUCUCUCUCUCUCUCUCUCUCUCUCUCUCUCUAGCUUCUCUUCAUUCACUAUUGCAUCAUCGUCACCAUGUCCAUGCAGAUUGAUAUGUCGUCUCAGGUGUUCCAAUUUCUCCUGUCUAUUUGUACAUAUGAAAGUUUCACAUUAUUAAAAAAAAAAAAAAACAAAAUCAAAAAAGCACAGAGAGAGAGAGAGAGAGAGAGAGAGAGAGAGAGGAGUUCCCAUGUGGGAAGCCCUUUGAAUGGGGGUAAGCACCUGGGAUUCUCCUCAAUCAGUCUUACAGCACAUCACUCUUCUGCUCUUAGGUAUUAACUCGUGUGUUUGUGUUGGAAUCAGUUCUUUACCUAUAUCUCUUUCAUUCCGCUGCUUAUACUUACAUUAGACAGCUGACAUUUACACCUUUGUUUUCUUCUUCUUCUUAAAUGCUUUCUUUCACCCA
Messenger RNA from Magnolia sinica, 2455 nucleotides. RefSeq names its product ultraviolet-B receptor UVR8. The transcript has 7 exons. The record is from RefSeq and is a predicted model, not a curated record. NCBI's taxonomy places the organism in Eukaryota, Viridiplantae, Streptophyta, Magnoliopsida, Magnoliales, Magnoliaceae. The coding region runs from base 407 to 2005 and encodes 532 amino acids.